AUGUUGAAUGUAGAGGAUCGUUUCAAUAUUGAUGCCUUUGGUUCAACGAAUCGUCGUAAUCAGAAGAACGAGAGUGAUUGUAAGAGUUUUAGUUAAUUUUGUGUUGAUAAUAUACUAUUUUUAACUAUUUAUUUGCUUUUUUUAUCUAAAGUUAUGAUUUUUAAAUUUUCUACCUAAAAUUGAAUAAUUUGGUUUUUUUUUCUUACUUUUGAGCUAAUUACGUUGUUUUAGGUAACACUUUGACAAUCCAUAGUUGCUCAAUUUGUAAUGAAUUCUGUUUUUUCAGCGUCAAAAUUCAGAAGUCGAGAUAACAAGAGUCGGAAGCCAGAGGCUCACUCUUAUACAUUUGAUGUAUUUCUGAAACGAAUUGAAAGUGAUCAGAGAAGAGAGACCGUGUCCAGACCGACAGCCAAUAACAACAUCGUCAUGUCUCAAGCCUGGAGUCCUCAGUUACCAUGUUCUCCUACAGCAGUCCACAAGUAUCAAGACGAACUGGAAGAGUUGUUUGCUGAUCAGCUAACUCAAGUUGUUGGAAUUCCCAGGGUUGCCAAGGUAAGGUUUUAUAUAUUUUUUGGAGGUGUUUUAGUAUGGUUCCGUUGACGUAUGGAUCAUGAUUUGCUAUAGUAUUUAUGUUAUUUAACUGUUUUAAAGGUUUUCGGAUAUUGUUUUUAAUGUUAUUUUUGGUAACACUUGUUAAGAUCCUAAACUAAUAUGAGAUUAUAAUACUUUUCUUUCAGUACGGUAUCUUUAAAUUCUACUUUUUUGACGUUCGAGAUGUUGGGGAGCCGAUUCGAAUGAUGUUUCACUAUGUCAACGAGCCCUUUGAAGACAUUCGGGUCAAAGAUUCUGAUUGGCUGGCGAAGUACAGUAAGUUUAUACUUUUAUACCUAUUUUUCGUUUUUUAGACUUAUUGUUUUGCAAGUUUUGUUACUUAUUAUGUCUAUAUUUUCAGAAUCCGAACUCAAGUCAUUGCCAAUGUUGGAUCACAAUGGAUUUGUGCUUCACAAAGCUCUUCCUAUCGCUAAGUACGUAGCUGACAUCUUUGGUAUGUGUUAUGUAGUAAAUUUAGCUUAUUUUGGGUUGUGAAAAGUAUAGAUUUUAUCAGAAUUCAAAUAUUUUUAUAAUGUUUUAUCGUUAGAUUAUUCAUUUCAGGUCUUGUGGGUAAAGACAGGAAGGAGAACGCUGUGAUCGACGAGUUUAUGGAGAUUCAUUUUGAAGCCAUGAAUGAUUUCCAGUCCUUUUUGAAGGUACUCUCGGAAAAAGACGAACAUGACAAGGUAAAUGUUCUUUUACGUUUUGUUAUUUUAAUUCAAAAUGCUUUUUUGUCUAAGCUUUGUGAUAAAAAACGUAGUUUAUGUAUUUUCUAGAGUUUUAAUUAAAAAAACAAUGAUUAUGAUUGGCCUUUACCACAAUAAGUAAUGUUAUAUCUGUUUUCAGAAACAGUUCAUCGAAGAAAUGGGGAUUCCUCUUGUAAAGCGCUACUUCUCUGUAUAUUCCACUGCUGUCCUUCGAGAAAAUUCAAGUUUCCUGGUUGGAACAUCUCCAACCUUUGCCGACUUUUAUGCCACCGACUUACUGGACAGACUUUACACGACUGCGCCUUCUCUUUUCGAUGGAUACGCAGAUUUGGUUGGAUACUUUAAAGGUAUUAUUGGUAUGAAAGACUUUGCUGAGUAUCUUCAGCAAAGAAAAAACUUCAGUAUUUAA
Bursaphelenchus okinawaensis is the source of this 1707-nucleotide messenger RNA. The record is from the annotation of a GenBank genome assembly. NCBI's taxonomy places the organism in Eukaryota, Metazoa, Nematoda, Chromadorea, Rhabditida, Aphelenchoididae.